Messenger RNA from Lycium ferocissimum, 1493 nucleotides. Its product is annotated as aspartic proteinase CDR1-like. Gene Ontology annotation, cellular component: extracellular region. Lineage: Eukaryota; Viridiplantae; Streptophyta; Magnoliopsida; Solanales; Solanaceae. Bases 117 to 1463 code for a protein of 448 amino acids. The record is from RefSeq and is a predicted model, not a curated record. The transcript has a single exon.
AUCACACUCGCAUAUAUAUUCCAUUUAUUAAGGUCCCAUAUAUAGUUUUCACACUCUUUUACCAAUAAAAUGGGUACUAAAAAGAGGAUUCUCUUCAUCAUUUCUCAUCAUUCUCUAUGGGGAUUAAUACUAAAGCUUUCACUCUUAUCCAUACAUUUGUCUUUUUAGCUUUCUUUCAUCUUUCUUUGGUGUCUUGUCAAAAAAUAACAACCAAUUGUCGCGGAAAUGGUUUCACUCUUGAUCUUAUCCACCGCGAUUCUCCUCUUUCACCUUGUUAUAACCUAUCAAACACUCCGUUUGAACGCCUUCAAAAUGCCUUCCGCCGGUCAUUCUCUCGGGCUUCCUUCUUUAAAAAAAAGUUGGAUGCACUCCAAUCGACAAUUGCUCCAAUGCUAGGUGAAUACUUCACGAAAAUAUCUAUUGGAACUCCGCCAAUAGAUAUGCUUGCCAUAGUUGACACUGGCAGUGACUUAACAUGGACUCAAUGUGAGCCUUGUGUUACUUGCUUCAGACAAUUGGUACCUAUUUUCUGUCCCUAUAAUAGUUCUACUUACAGAAUUGUUGGUUGCAACGACAAAGCUUGUCAAGAAAUUAGGCCUUCUACGACUACGUGUAAGAGUAACAUUUGUAAUUAUGAACAGACUUAUGAAGACCAAACCUAUAGUAUAGGUGAUCUUUCUAUUGAAACUUUCACAUUUACUUCUACUUCUGGUGAGAAUAUCUAUGUUCCUAACAUUGUUUUUGGAUGUGGACAUGUCAACAAUGAAACGUCGUUCAAUAACUAUACCUCCGGAAUGAUGGGCUUAGGUGGUGGCAGAGUCUCAAUUGUCAACCAGAUGAAUCAAGAAAUCAAAGGGAAAUUUUCUUACUGUUUGAUCCCAUUAUUAGAUUCAUCACCAACUAAUUCCAAUGCAACUAGUCACAUCAACUUUGGUGACAGUGCUGAUGUGUCUGGUCUUGACGUCGUUUCAACUCCUUUGAUACAAAAGCAACAAAACUCAUUCUACUAUUUAAACUUGGAAGGUAUCAGCGUUAGGAAUAAAACUUUGGAAUUCAAGUCUUCUAUAGUCAAUUCCUGUGAUGAAGGGAAUAUUAUAAUCGAUUCUGGUACGAUGUUGACAUAUCUUCCUACUGAUUUUUACUCGGUUUUGGAAAAAACAUUGGUGGCUUCGAUAAAUGCUACUAGGAAGGACGAUCCGUUUGGUAUUUUUAAUGUAUGUUACCAGUCUGAGAAUGGCACAAUUGAUGCUCCCAAAAUUGCUGUUCAUUUUACUAACGCAGAUGUAGAGUUAUCGGCUAUGAACACAUUUAUAGAAGUGGAGGAAGGUCUUAUUUGUUUUACUAUGGUGCCAGAUGAGGAAACUGCAAUUUUAGGGAACUUGGCACAGAUGAAUUUUGUAAUUGGAUAUGAUCUUGUGGCCAGUAAAGUUCAUUUCUUGCCUACAGAUUGUACUAAGUACUAAUGAAUAUAUGAAAUAUGCUUUGGCAAGCUA